Messenger RNA from Xiphias gladius (swordfish), 10040 nucleotides. It is a transcript of the gene socs5b, whose product is annotated as suppressor of cytokine signaling 5b. Gene Ontology annotation, biological process: intracellular signal transduction; phosphatidylinositol phosphate biosynthetic process. Bases 397 to 2088 code for a protein of 563 amino acids. Gene Ontology annotation, cellular component: phosphatidylinositol 3-kinase complex. The record is from RefSeq and is a predicted model, not a curated record. Gene Ontology annotation, molecular function: 1-phosphatidylinositol-3-kinase regulator activity. The transcript is spliced from 2 exons. NCBI's taxonomy places the organism in Eukaryota, Metazoa, Chordata, Actinopteri, Istiophoriformes, Xiphiidae.
AAUUGGACCGAGUCGCUGUCAGUCGGAUUCACUCACGUUGAACAUCGUCCGCCUCUCCGGCUCUCUGUCUGCUGAGACCGCCGUCAUAUUGGCUGCUAGAGGCAGCAGCGACCACGGCAGAAAAGAAGACCCCCACCAUGAUGAAGAACGGGCUUUCGCAGCACUUAAAGAAUAAUUUAACUUUUUAAACCAUUUUGAUUACUAUUUAACUAAUUAAUGUCAAAAUAUUCGGGAUGAUACCGUCAAGUGUCCGCGUAUCUUCAGUACUUUCAUCCGACACCGUGGUCCGCAAAGGGGAUAUAUGCCUGAAUUCUCUUAAUAGCCAUUUUUUGCAGACAAAGAGAGCUGUUGAAUAGGGCUUUCAGAAGGCACAAGGGGUCCCAGGGGCUCCUAUUGAUGAAGAAAGCGGGCAACAUGUGGAGCAACCUGAAGAGCAAAUGCCAGACACUCUUUCACAACAACAGUUCAGGACCCAGUGAAAGCAGGGUUGAGGCAGAUGCCGUCCACUGUGUGGUGGAUCUUGGCCAAGGAGGCAGCUCAGGUGAUGCGCAUGCAUCAGGAGCCUCCAGCCCAUCACGGAGCCUCCUACCAGUGCCAAUGGUAACAGCAGGACGCCGCCAUCACAACUGUGUGUCGGACAUCCCUCAGAUAGUUGAGAUCACUAUUGACAAGGACACUGAGGAUAUGCGGGGGGGAUCAGGGGGUGUUCCCCUGGCCCGGAGAGACUCCUAUUCCCGUCAUGCUCCAUGGGGGGGCAAGAAAAAGCACUCAUGUUCCACCAAAACCCAGAGCUCUCUGGAGGGUGAUAGGCGGUCUGGGCGUUUACGGGGGAGUGGCAACCGUAGGGACAGGCGUUAUGGAGUCAGCUCCAUCCAGGAGAUGAGUGACUCUGUAUCUGGAGGACGCAGUCUGAAUGCUCGGUCUUUACGCCAGCGGCUAAGUGAUACAGUAGGACUAUGCUUACCCCUGCCUACUCGUAGACGCUCCCGUUCAUCUAAGAACCCUGUCACCUCCAAACGUAAGAUUCACUUGACAGAGCUCAUGCUGGAGACGUGCCCCUUCCCACCAGGCUCAGACCUUGCUCACAAGUGGCACUUGAUCAAGCAGCACACAGCACCGGUCAGCCCGCAUUCCUCCACUGCCCUGCUCGAUGCCUUUGACCCGGCCCACCCCUCUCCUGAGGAUGAAGAGGAACGUCUACGUGAGCGCCGCAGACUUAGCAUUGAGGAAGGUGUGGACCCACCACCUAAUGCACAGAUCCACACCCUGGAGGCCUCAGUGCCGGGGUCCUCUCUCUACAAACUGGGACCAAAGAUGGCUCCUGGCAUUGGAGAGGCCUCUGGGGAUGGCCGGGCCUCAGGGACCGGCAGCUCUGUUGGUGCUGGAUCAUCAGGGGCCUGUGGGCAGGUGUUGGGGGCUACAGCGUCCGCCCACGACUGUGAUUCUGAGGAGGAUUCAACCACCCUCUGUCUGCAGGCAAGGAGGCCCAAGCAGAGGCACGCCUCUGGGGAUGGUCACAUGAGCCGGCAGCAACCUGGGCCCUGGAAGGUUCACACCCAGAUAGACUACAUCCAUUGCCUGGUGCCAGACCUAUUGCAGAUCACAGCUCUGCCCUGUUACUGGGGCGUGAUGGACCGCUACGAGGCUGAGGCACUGCUGGAUGGACGGCCAGAGGGCACCUUCCUGCUGCGUGACUCCGCCCAGGAGGACUACCUCUUCUCCGUUAGCUUCCGCCGUUACAACCGCUCACUGCAUGCCCGCAUCGAGCAGUGGAACCACAACUUCAGCUUUGAUGCUCAUGACCCAUGUGUUUUCCACUCUUCCACCGUUACAGGACUGCUGGAGCACUACAAGGACCCAAGCGCCUGCAUGUUUUUUGAACCGCUGCUUACAGCACCUCUCCAUCGAACCUUUCCCUUUGGCCUGCAGCACUUGGCACGAGCUGCCAUCUGCCGCUGGACCACCUACGAUGGUAUAGGCUCUUUGCCGCUGCCCCCUGCCUUGCAGGACUUCCUCAAGGAGUAUCACUAUAAACAGAAAGUACGAGUUCGCUGGCUGGAGAGGGAACCGCCACUCAAGGUCAAAUAGGGCGGGUUUCUCCAUUGUCUGUACAUACAGUGCAGGAGGAUCACAGAACUUUAGAAAUUCCUCAUUAGCCAAUUAGAGGCUAUACUGAUAUGGCGCUCUCUCUGGCAGGAAAUGGAAUUUAAAUGUAACAAGCUAUUCAAGAUUCAUUCUAAUCUUUGUUUUAGUUAUUACUUACAUCACAGAAAAUACAUAUGAUUAUAUUCAGUAUAAUGCUGUCUGGCAAGCACAUGUUUUUGUGUUAAACAGGUUGUUUUGACAGGGAGGGAAGGCACAAAUAUCAGUGCUUUGUGUCUUUUCUCUCAUGCAUUGUGCUAAAUGUCUGCCUGAUCCAACAACAUCACCCUGCCUGUAGACCUGCCUGCAUGCCUCCCCUGUUCAUCCCAAAUCGCUAUUUAGGCCCACAUGGCUACGUUGUACAGUUCACUUUGUGCUUUCUCUAUUUUUUUACUUCCUUAGCUUGUCAAAGCACCUAGUGGAGCACCUUCCCAAGUGUUUUAAGGUCUGUGUGGGUUGAGAGGGCAUCUGGAGGUGCUAUUGGUAUAUUGCAGUCAGAGCUUGUCCCAUGGAUAGAGCUACACAUAAGGCACAUUCUUUGCCAUUUCUUUGCACGCAUGAGUAUCAGCGAAGCCAGAGACAGGGAGAGAUUCUGAGAGGGUCCAUAGAGUUCAGGACAGCACAUCAGGGAAAUUAAGUGCUUUCUAAGGAUAAUAGAUUUGUCCUUAAAAACACUAGUUCCUCCUCAAGCAGUAAUGGUGAAUGAUGAAUACUAAAUCAGUCUAGUGUGUCCUAUUUAGUGAACAAGCUAAACUUAUCAACUUUUCUCCCACUGUACAGAAUUGCUUUUGAAACAGGAGGCACAGGAUGUAAGGAAAUAUUCUAAUAAUUCUUGCCAUUGUUACGGAUGUCAAAGCAGUCUGUUAUUUCUUCACUGGCCACAGGCACUUCAACUCUCUGCACAUAUGCACCCAGUUAAUUUUUUCAUGUAUAAAAUAUAGCUCCUUAGGUAACAUUUGAGCAGUCUGGGGUCUUUAUGGAAUUGUGCUAUGGCUUUAUAUGGUUUAACACCUACUUUCUUCAGUUAGCACCUUUUAGUGGCAUCUGGCUGAACAGAGAGCUUUGACCCUGUGUAUUCAAUUUGGGUAUUUUUCUUUCGUUUUCACAAGACACUUGUAAUAUCAGUGCAGCGAGCUGUGCACUUUGCUUAUUGUAAAUGCCAACAGGUGUUUUCUGAGAAGUCAAGGGUGCGUGUGAAAAGUGGUAGGUGAAGACAAUCAAUUAAACUAAACUCCCAGGAUUAGAUUGCAGUACCCUUUCCCUCCUGAAUUUAUAUUUCUUUUAUAAAACCAUGUAAAAUGUGUCAAGCUGUUUUUAUGAGGAGCACUGUGUCACUAACAGGAACGAGCACAUGAAGCUUUUUCUUCGGAGUCCAUGUCCCCCAUUUCACAACUUAUUACUAUGAGGUCUCAACCCCAACAAAUCCCCUCAUUGCCUGGAUGCAUUUAUAGUCAUAUCAUUGAGUGCCGGCUAACACUCAACUCUUGAGGGGUUGGCAUAUACUUGAGAUCUUUAGUUAUGUAAUCUUAAUUAUUUUAGUUGUGUGGCUUGGUACAAAUGCACUGCAGGCUAUCCAGUCAUUUCUGUUGUGUUCUCAGCGUGAAGAGAAAAUAAAUGUAACUUAUGUGCCUUUUUAGAAAAACAUUUAUCUUGUUCCAUAAUCAGUUGCUUUGUAGUCUAAACCUGGAGCAGGAGAUGCUUCAACACAGUCGCUUGGAUGACAUCAAAUGAGCCUGAAGAGAAUAACAAUGAAGAGGUGCAUGAGCUCAAAGCUCACUUACUUAUGAUGCACGUUAAAGUUUUUGCAACAGAAAAAAAAUAUAGUGGUGCUAUGUUGGUUAAGAUAUAACAGGUUAUUGAAAUUAUAAGUUUUACAUUAGUUACAUUUGUUCUCACUCACUAGUGCAUGCAUUGGUCUCUUGCCACAUUAUGGCUUGUGUGGUCGUAUUAGGUCAUUAGAGGGUCCAAUGACAGCCCUACUGUAGCAUAUUUCAGUGCAAGAUAUCCACAUUUGUCCAGCCCUCACAUGUGUAGGUUCUUGCCUGCAACUUGACAAAACAAAUCCUAAUGAGAGGGCAUCAGAAUGAUCCAACUUCUGAUGACAAUACCCAAGUUAGCCAUCAGUGUUUAAACUAAUUCAUCAGCAAGUGUUUGUUUUAACUCUUAAUUAGUAGUAAAAACACAUUACCUGGCUUUUAUAAAAAUGAAAUUAGUUUAACUUUUAAAUAAAAUGUGUGCACAUGACUGGGAGAAUGAGAUGGGUGCAAACAAGUGAGAUUCCUAAGGUGUUUAGAGAAUGUUUUUCUAACAUAAAUACUAUUCAGUGUUUCCCAUUCAUUGAUUUAUUUGUGGUGACUUGCUACAGUAUCAACAGUGACCGCCACAUAUUGAUUUUCUAUUUUUUUUAAUUCUAUUACGAAUGGGUCAAAUCUUACUUCAUUGCAGAGCUGUGGGCAGUGCAUUGAUUCACUCAGCCCCUCCUUGCCCUGCUCCUGCUCUCUCUCUCUUUCCCACACACACAAACACACUGACAACGGACCCGUCUUUCACAGCCGGAGUGGCCAUCGGGAGCACUGGGAGAAAUCCCGCUGCGUCAGUUGGCCGCUGGACCGUCAAAAAAUCCAUUACGUUUUUACUGCCCUGUCUCUUUAUUGGCCCUCUUUGUGUGACUAUCAUUCAGGAUUGGGCUCACUAUGAAAUCACAAUGUGUAAUCAACUCUCACCAACUCAACCCAAGUCAAUGACGGUUGUUACUUGUUUGACACAACGUGAAGCAAUGGAGCUGUAUAUAUUGUUCAGUAAUUUAUUAGUCACAAAGUACUUGGCAAUUAAAAUAUUUGCUGCGGAGCACCUUAUAUAUGGUAUUAUUUAAUAAUUAAUUUAAGAACCCCCCCCCGCCGCACCUGUCAGCUACCGCCACAAAUAGAAUCUAAGUGUGUGGGAAACACUGCAAUUAACUGGAAAGUAUUUAGAUGAAAACCCUGCAGUGAUGUAUAUAACUAAAAUAUUAAAGCUGAAACACGCCUGAGCUCAUGAUCACUGGAAAGGUUCAUCUGUAAAUGUUCUCAAACUAGUUCAUUUUUUUAGUCUGUGUAUGUGUGUGCUCGUGUCUAUCAGCCCACACAUAUGUUUAAGGUUACUUUUGUUCUCAUCAGUGAGGAUGAAUCUUGAACAAAUAUCAGUGCGUUUUCUUGCCCAUGAAUAUCUGAGACUGUGACCAAAGCUCCUGCACAGUUAUGUGUAUUAACUACUGGGCUAUUGCUUAUUGCAGUACUCAGUGGUGAUAAAAUUAAGCUAAAUUCUAUUUCAGCUUUACUAACAAGUGAAAGCUAAUUCCAUACUACAGUAUGUAACACUUAGGCUGCUCUUCUUUGCUAUAACAUAUACAUGUGGGAGGACCUGGCUAUGUUAAGCUCGCAUCUGCACCCUGAAACUAAGCAAUCGUCCUAUUUUCACAUAUUUAUCAGGCAGGCAACAAGAAAUUUUUUAUUCUUAUGCAGUUGGUAAAAGAUAAUUGGUGUAGGUUUAAGGGUUAAUAUUUCUCAUAUCUCACUAACCAAUUUUUAACUUCUAUACUGCAUUGUGAAUUGAUCAGCAUUUAUGGAACAUUUCCUCACAUAAAAGUCUGGAACAUUUUCCACUGCCUCGCCCGCUCUUUGUUGUCAGAAAGCAUGAAUCACCUAUUUGUGUUAGAGUGGCAGGAGUGAUUGUUAGGAGGAGGAGGAGAAGGCUGACAUUUGAGUGGCUUGCAUGUGCACUUUUAUGUUUCAGAAUUUUUAGCAUCCACAUUGUCAAAUAAAAGAAAAUGUAUACAAUAGCUUCAGAAAGUAUUCAGACCCCUUCAUUUUGUUUUCACACUUUUGUGCUGUAGGUUUAAUUCUAUAAAUGGGUAAAAUUGUCCCUCAAUCUACCCUCAAUAGCCACAAUGACAAAGUGAAAACAUGUUUUCAUAAAUUUUUGCAAAUUUAUUAAAAACCAGAAAGUUAAAUCUCUCAUUUACAAAAGUAUUCAGACGCUUGAUUCAGUACUUUGUAGUCAAAGCUUUGAGUCUUCUUAGGGAAGUCUCUACAAGCUUUGCACACCUGGAUUAGGGCAGUUUAUCCUAUUCUUGCUGAGAGUUCCUCUCAAGCUCCAUCGGAUUGGAUGGGAAACGUCUGGGUUUUGGCUGGGCCACUCAAGGACAGUCGGAGACUUGUCCCGAACCACUCCAUCGUUGUGUUGGCUGUAUGCCUCGGAUCAUUGCAGUGAUGAGGUGAACUGUCACCUUUCUGGCAAAGAGUUACAUUUUUGUCUCAUCACUCUGGAGAAUCUAUUUCCUCAUGCUCUGAGUUCUUUAAAUGCCGUUUGACAACUCCAAGCGGACUGCCAUAUGGCUUUUACUCAAAGUGGCUUCUGUCUAUCUACUCUACCAUAAAGGCCUGAUUGAUGGAGUGCUGCUGAGAUGCUCGUCCUUCCGGCAGGAUCUCCCAACCAUGCAGAGGAUUUCUGAAACUCUGUUACAGUGACCAUUGGCUUCUUGGUCACCUCCAUGACCAAGGCCCUUUUUGCCCAGUUACUCGGUUUGGCUGUAGGCCAGCUCCAGGAAGAGUCCUGUUGGUUCCAAACUUCUUCCAUUUCACAAUUAUUGAGUCCAUUGUGCUCCUGGGAACACUCAGUCCUUUAGAAAUGGUUUUAUAACCUUGCCCUGAUCUAUGCCUUGUCAUGAUUUUAUCUUAUAUACCUUAUAUACACAGGCUUGUGCCUUUCUAAACUACGUCCAAACAAUUCAAUUUGCCACAGGUGGACUCCAGUCAAGUUCUAGACACAUCUCAAGGAUAAUUAAAGCAAAGAGGAUCCACCUGAAUACCGUUUGGAGUGCAACAGCAAAGGGUCUGAAUGGUUUUGUAAAUAAAAGGUUUCAGUUAUCGAUUUUUCAUAAAUAUGCAAAUAUUUCUAAAAACAUGUUUUUACAUUAUAAUUUUGGGUUAAUGAGUGUAGAUUGAUGGGCAAAAAUUUAUCAGUUGAAAAUAAAAACUACAACAUAAAGUGCAAAAAGUGAAGGAGUCAGAAUACUCUUCCAAGCCGCUGUAUCUACUGAAGACCCACAAACAUCAUGCUAUCUUCUAUCUUGCUCACUGCCACCUGCCUAUCAUGCUGCUUCUUAGCAAUAGCAUGUUACUCCUUACCGUGACCAACCCCACUUGCGGGCACUAAUCACAGGCUAAUUUUACCAUGUGGGGAUAUAAAUUUACUGGGUACUAUAAGGGCCACUGUGUGUUGCCUUAUGGCUGCUGUAUGACUGAGGGAGGCCUUUUUUUUUUUUUUUUUUUUUUUUUUAAUCCAACUGCUCUCUCCCCAUCUGGAUACAUCCUUAACAUCACUGUGUUCAUGUAGAGGUGACUUUGGUUUAGAGUGAACUUGAGGCCUAUUUGUCCGACCCUCUACUCUUUCUCCAACCCUACUAGGGCGAUGUUAGGCUGAAGUUAACCUUAAAAAGCAGGAGAUGGAGCUGGCUCACUGAGAGCGCUGGCUUCCUGUCGUGGCAACAACGUGCUCACAGAGGGUGCAAGGAAUUUGUUGAAGUAAAUAGCACUUUAAUUGUGUAUUUGUGUUCUACUGUGCCGUCUGCAAGUAUUAGGACAGUGACACGUUUUUCGUUAUACUGGCUCUUUACUCCAUUAAAUUCUAUUUUAAAUGACAGUUGGGCUUAGCAACAACUUAAAGCUUUAACUUAAGGGUUUGUAUCCAUAUUGGGUGGACAUGGUAGGAAUUGUCCCAGUUUUUGUGAAAUCUGGCCCACAGUUCAACGCACUUAAGUUGUCAUAUUUGAAUUUGGUUGGACAUCUUUUGCAGCCAAAGUCUAUGACACACAUACAUGAGCAGACAGCUUUGUUUGUGGUGAUGUUCUGUGAGGUCUGUAACUGCAGUCAUGUUCAUUCUCGCUUGUUUUGGGAGAUUUUUGCCCUCAGUCUGGUUAUCAGCAAAUGAAACAUCCUUGGUUGGACUGAGGUCUGGACUUGGCCAGUCAAGAAAAUUCUGUUCUGGCUCUCGUUGGUUGUCCUUUCAGUGCGUUAAGGAUCGUCUUUCACCUGCUGUGACCUGAAAUUGCAUAUCGAAAAGCCAGUACUCCCACUCUGUACACCCAGUAUGGAUUUGAACUCUCUCAAAUGUAAGAAAGAAAAAAAAACUGGGAGUUAGCACUUUAACCUCAUAGUCAUUGUUUCAUUACCUGUAUGCUGCACUACAGAGUCAAAACAACUGAAAAUGUCCCACUGUCCAAACACUUAUGGACAGUACUCUACGUGUAUUAUUUCGAGAUGGCGAGAUUUGUGUGAGUGUUACAAAAAAGCCGGUGGUCCUGAAAUAUUUCACUUAUAUUCAGGUGUUGUAAGCUGUGUUAGUGGAGUAGUAGUCUCCACCAUGCUGCAGACUCUGUGCAUGCGUGUGUGUUGUGUGGGAGUAUAUUAGUGUAUGGACAGAGCCACACGGAGGGUUCCAGUGGAGGGGAUGCAGAGUCGACUGUGAGGGGUGAUGACAGUGACUCCAAUGAACAAUGCCUCUCUGCCCCUGUCCCACCCCCUUAUUCUCAGGCAGGCCCAUUGCAAGGAGAGUCCCAGGACCCUCUCAACCCAGUUUUCCCCAUGGGAAAUAUCUGAUGUUAAGUGUAGCACAUGUUUGCCAUAUAACCCAUAGAUUUAGGAGGGGAAAAAAGCAUUGUAUGUAUGAUGAAUGAUGGAGUUAUGGAAUAGGAUCCUGAUGAAAAGACAUUUUAUUCUUCUGUGGUGCAUUAACUGUCAAGGAACACACAUACAUUUGCACACAUCAUCACACUUCUAACACCUGCACUACCCCAGGUAUUGACACACACCACACCUUCCCACCACCCCUCCCUAUGCCAGGGAUGUGUAAACAUGGACCACAUUUAGCCAGCACCACCUUUUUUUGUGACUCCCCUAAAAAAGGGAAAACAAAGAUGGGUGUUUACGUGUAUAUUCUAUGUUCUUAAAAAACAAAAUGCCAUGAAUUGAACUAUUUUGACCUUAUAUUGUCAUUAGUAUGACACUAUUUAGCUGCACUAUGAGAUCCUCAUUUUAGGCAAGAAACCACUGGGUCUGGUCUGGAUGAAAGACAGGCUGGUUAUGUUGCAAAAGCAGCACCCCUGGAUGUAGGACUCCUACCCCCCACCUUGGUACGACUCAUGGUUUCAGCUCUUAGAGGACAAACAAAAAAAAAAGAUAUUUUAAACUUUUUUUUUUUUUUUUCAUGUUCCCAUAUAUAUUUUAGAAAGCUGGGCUAAGUGCUAUAUGCAAACAGAAAAAGAUGUAUGAAAGAAUUAUUAUUUUUCAUUAUUACUUCUCCCUUAUAUGCAAUGGAGUGUAGUGUAACAAUGGUUGCAAUCCUCUGUCACUUUAAUGCUGUAUGUGCACAUUGGUUGCUGUGUGGAUGUAGGUGCCGAGGCAACAGGACUUGACAAUGAUGGGAACUAAUGGUUGUCACUCUGCAGCGCCGCAGUGUUCCCAGACUGCCUUAUUCGUUCCGACCAAUCACAAGAGCCCUUUAAAUCUGGGGCCGCAGCCACUGCCACAGGCUGAGCAAGCUGAAGUCAGACGAAUAUCGCUGUUCCAUUUUCUUCUGCUUUUCCUCGCUUGUUCUUUUUUCUUUAUCUCCUCUUCUUCUGUCAGGUAGGAUUUGGAGCGUGUAAAUGGCAUAAUCAUGUUCACAUCUCACUAUCUGUUUUGUGUAUCUGCUUCACCAUUCAAAGAGAAAAAAAAAAAACAGUUGUUUUCCAGUAUAACCUGUUCAUUUUUAAGAGCCGUAUGAUGCGACACUUGUAGCUGUCACUCUUGGUGCUUGGCUUAUGCUUCAUUGUCUUAAUAUUCCAAAUAAAACUGUUAAGUGUAAUCCACACUGGCCCAUGA